This is a messenger RNA of Moneuplotes crassus, 282 nucleotides long. The record is from the annotation of a GenBank genome assembly. Lineage: Eukaryota; Ciliophora; Spirotrichea; Euplotida; Euplotidae.
UUAUAAUUCCAAGUCUUGGUUCUCGCAGUCUUAGCUUGCUUUUUGCUCAUAAUUUGAUAAUAAUAUUUAGAUAGGAAUAUUAUUAAAAAUACCUGAUGAAUGAUGCCUAAUAAUAUUCAUGACCACACUUGUCAUUGAUUUAAGCCUUUGAGAUACAACAAAGAGAUGAACUUGGCACGUCCAACAAAUUGAGAAGGCUCAGCUCACCUAGGAGUGGCUUCUAAGCAUUUUAGUGAGAGAUUUCUUAAAAUAGAACUCUCAAAGCCUCUUAACCCCUGUUAA